AUGAGCAGUUGGAUUGACGAUGAAAGUGAUGAUGAAGACUUUUACGAUCAAUAUAUUGGUUCGGAAACAGAAAAUGCUGAAAGUCAAACAUCAGAAGAAGAUGAUGAAAUUGAUUUAGAAAAUCUUAAAUUGGACGACGAUUCUACAGAAAGGAGUUUAUAUAGUUCUAAAUCUGGAAUUACCUGGUCGUCAAUUCCGUCUUCUUCGACGAAAAUAAGCUCUUCAAAUGAUACAAACGAGAAAACUGGACCUACCGGAUUCACUGAAAAUGUAUCAUCUAUUGAAGACUCAUUUAUGUGUUUUAUGUCGGAAAAAAUCAUACGGAAAAUUUUGAUUUAUUCAAAUAUGGAACAUAUUCGAAAUACUACUUCUAAUGAAAAGACAGAAGAAAUAACAAUGAUGGAAAUAAAAGCUUUUAUUGGACUUUUAUUACUUGGUGGUUUAUUAGGAAAAUCGAAGAAAAGCAUUAGAUCCAUAUGGAGAAGAAAUCCGUUAGAGUCUCCGAUAUUCAAAGCCACUAUGUCAAGAGAACGUUUUGAAAAAAUUAUCUCCUGCUUAAGAUUUGAUGAUAAAACAACAAGAGAAGGAAGGGGGAAAAGUGAUAAAUUUGCAGCAAUUCGUACUGACGUAACAAUUGAUGAACUGCUAUUAGGUUUCAGAGUUAAAUGCCCAUUUCGUCAAUUUAUACCAAAGAAACAUGAUAAAUAUGGGUUAAAAUUCUGGUUAUGUGUUGAUGUCGAUUCAUAUUAUGUAUUAAAUGCAUUUCCUUACAUUGGACGACAACCACAUCAAGAAAGACAAACACAAAUAGGGGCCAGUGUCGUUUUAGAAUUGCUCCUACCACUAUACGAUUCAAAUAGGAAUGUUUCUAUUGAUAAUUUUUUCACUAGUGUUCCAUUAGUCAAAGAACUUCAAAUGAAGAACUUGACUCUUAUAGGAACAUUACGAAAAAAUAAACCAGAAAUACCUAUAGAAUUCCAGUCAAACAGAAAACGUGAAAUUGGUCCUUCACUCUUUGGUUUUCAUGGCGGUUUAACUUUAGCAUCAUUUGUACACAAACAAAAUAAAGCUGCAUUACUACUUUGUUCAAAACAUCAUGAUAAUCAGGUGAAUAUGAAAAAUGGAAAACCAAUUAUUGUUUUGGAUUAUAAUAAAACAAAGGGAACUGUUGAUACUGUUGAUCAAAUGUGUCAUAAGUAUACGGCUAAACGAGGUACAAGGCGAUGGCCACUUUGCGUCUUUUAUGGAAUGAUAGAUAUUGCCGCUAUAAAUGCUCUGAUCGUAUGGAAGGCGAAAAACCCUCAAUGGAAUCAAAAUAAAAAAUUUCAACGUCGAUUAUUCCUGGAAGAACUAGGACUAAGUUUAGUAUCAAAUCUUUUGGAUUUUCGUUCAAAAACGUCGAAGUUUCUGAAUAAAGAUGUUGAAAAUGCGUUAGCUAUUGUUGGUUAUCCUAUGGUGAAGAAUCUACAAGAACCAGAACCAAAUGAAAAUUCUAUUCAGCCAAAAAAACGAAAAAGAUGUUAG
Messenger RNA from Adineta ricciae, 1524 nucleotides. The record is from the annotation of a GenBank genome assembly. Lineage: Eukaryota; Metazoa; Rotifera; Eurotatoria; Adinetida; Adinetidae.